GGCCCAUAUGAUUUGGCCCAGAAGAGACUUUAAGUUUCCUAAUACAGUUAACGGUUUACUCAGUGAACCGGAGGGAGACAGCGAGAUGAGGCCGGAGAUAGUUCUGUUCGGCGACUCGAUCACGGCGCAGUCUUUUAGGUCCGGCGGUUGGGGAUCUGCUCUUGCCGACGCUUACUCUCGCAAGGCUGAUGUUGUGGUUCGAGGCUACGGCGGCUACAACACCCGAUGGGCUCUCUUCUUGCUUCAUCACAUCUUCCCUCUCGUCAGUACUUUUUAUCUCUCUCUCCCUCCCUCGAGUCUACAAAUGUUGAUUUGAAAUUUGAUCUAAACACGAACGAAUUUUGGUAGUCAUUGGGAUGAUUUUGUUCAUGAGCUGUUGUGAUUGUGUGUAUGAUCUGUGUGGAUAUAGAUCUUGAGUUAUUGUCUCUUGUGCAUCAUUUUUUGUUUUGCUUAUGCUUGUUAUGGUUCAGUUCUGAAUGGUUUUGAUAUGAUUCUAGGAUGUGUUGGUUUUAUGACAUUGUCAUGGAUUGGUUGAAGUACGAAAGAUUUAGAUUUGAAUUUUGAGAUGGGCUCUUCGUCUCCUCCUGUUGCUACGACGAUAUUCUUCGGUGCAAACGAUGCAGCUCUCAAAGGAAGAACCAGUGAUAGACAACAUGUGCCGGUGGAAGAGUACACAGAUAAUGUCAGAAAGAUUGUUCAGCAUUUGAAGAAAUGUUCACCUACAAUGCUAAUUGUGCUUAUAACUCCACCACCAAUUGAUGAAGCUGGACGUCAAAGUUAUGCAGAAUCAAUCUACGGUGAGAAAGCUAUGAAAGAGCCUGAGAGAACAAACGAAACAACAGGGGUAUAUGCACAACAUUGUGUUGCAUUGGCCGAGGAACUCGGUCUGCGAUGUGUCAACUUAUGGUCUAAGAUGCAGGAAACCAAUGAUUGGCAGAAAAAGUACCUAAGUGAUGGGCUCCAUCUCACGCCUGAAGGCAAUGGGGUAGUUUUUGAUGAAGUCUCGAGAGUUUUUAGAGAAGCUUGGCUCUCUCCCGAAGAAAUGCCGUUUGAUUUCCCCCAUCAUUCGCAUAUCGAUGGUAAAAACCCAUCGAAAGCUUUUGAAGAGCGUUGCUUAUAACGAUCAUCCCCAAAUUCAUGAGCAGGUUUGUUUUGAUUUAAAUUCAUGAACACGUUUCAAUGUUGUGAUUUAGAAAACUCUCGGAUGUGAAUAAAUACCUAAAAAGUGCAUCAUCACUAGAGAUCGUUUUCAAGAGAAAUGAACUUAUGAUGUACUUACUAUAUGUUGUGACUUUUGACUUAUGUACCUGCACUAGCUUUCUAUCUUCCUUGCUAUAUAUUUCAGUCUGAAAGAUUUUUUUUAAUCUUCUUUUCAAUGUCA
Molecule: messenger RNA, 1381 nt
Organism: Arabidopsis thaliana (thale cress)
Lineage: Eukaryota; Viridiplantae; Streptophyta; Magnoliopsida; Brassicales; Brassicaceae
Product: SGNH hydrolase-type esterase superfamily protein
Exons: 5
Coding region: 566-1120 (184 amino acids)
Molecular function (GO): hydrolase activity, acting on ester bonds
Source: RefSeq, marked reviewed